Durio zibethinus is the source of this 585-nucleotide messenger RNA. The record is from RefSeq and is a predicted model, not a curated record. Lineage: Eukaryota; Viridiplantae; Streptophyta; Magnoliopsida; Malvales; Malvaceae.
AUGAGCUGUGUCUGUAGAAACAUGUUUUUCUUGCUUGUCUUGGCAAUGAUAGCCAUUAGUCCUUCAAUUUCAAGCUCUUCAGAACCCGGUAAAGAGCAUACACUUAUCUUCGAGAUGUACAAGACAUGGCAUGUUCAUGCUGUCAAUGGAAUGAGCCAGAAUGAGAUAUUGUUUCUGCAUUGCAAAUCUGGGGACAAUGAUUUGGGCAUUCGUAAUCUCACUGUAGGCACUGAAUUCGAUUGGAAAUUCAAGCCACAGAUAUUCGGGAAAACGCUAUUCUGGUGCUACAUGGCUUCGGACCAUGGCCAUGCUUCUUUCAACGUGUUUUGGAACGAUGAUGAUCUUUUCUAUAGAUGCGCUUGGAAAAACUGCAUUUGGAUUGCUAAAGAUGAUGGGAUUUACUUGAAAAACAUUCCUCAGAAGUAUGAUGAAUUUCGUCACAAAUGGGAACCAGGAAGAUUAUUGGAUGCAAAUUCGACUGUACUAUUGCAAUUAACUCAGUUCAAUGCUAACUCACUCUCUACCAAGUCCCCAUUAAAUGCAUCCUCUAAGAACUUGAAUGUAUACUUUCUUAAUGAUUACUAA